Molecule: messenger RNA, 798 nt
Organism: Akanthomyces muscarius
Lineage: Eukaryota; Fungi; Ascomycota; Sordariomycetes; Hypocreales; Cordycipitaceae
Exons: 1
Coding region: 1-798 (265 amino acids)
Source: RefSeq, a predicted model, not a curated record
AUGGCAUCUGUCAACAUUACAUUUAUUGGAACUGCCACGGCAGUCUUGGAGGUCAACGGCAUCAACUUCAUCACCGAUCCCUUCUUUUCCCCUGCCGGGUCGGAGUGGGAUAGGGGCUACUUCGUGCUGAAGAACACCUUGCCGCCGGCGCUCGGCCUGGCAGACCUACCCACCAUCGAUGCCGUGCUUCUGAGCCACGAAGACCACCCCGACAAUCUCGACGAGCUCGGUCGGCAGCUGCUCGACGGUCGACGCGUAUUCACCACCCAGGACGGGGCCAGGAAGCUCGCGCCUCGGCCCUCUGUCCGUGGCAUGGCGCCCUGGGAGACGGUCUCGUUUAGCAUCGGCAACGUGCAGUUUGAGCUCACAGCCACGCCGUGCCAGCAUCUCCCGGGCGGAGAGUGUAUCGGCUUUGUCCUGUCUGGCCCGGGUUUCGGUCAGACGAAUGGGAAGCCAAACGGCGUCUACUUCUCGGGCGACACCAUCUACACUGAGGAGCUCGCGACCAUCAAGGAUCGGUUCAACAUCCAGGCAGCCUUGAUCAAUAUUGGCGCAGCGUCGGUUCCAAUUGCUGAUCCGCCUUUGAAGAUUACAAUGGACAGCGCCGAUGCCGUUCGGCUGGUACGGGACCUCGACGUGGACGUGGCCAUUCCCAUGCAUUGCGACGGCUGGGGCCACUUCUCGGAAGAUGGCGCCCAGGCAGCGACGGUGUUUGAUGCGGCGGACGUGAAGGACAGGAUUCGCUGGUUGAAGCCUGGAAAGAAGACGGAGAUUCUUCGUCAUGGUACUGCCGAAUGA